AUGAAGCCCCGACGCUGCUGCAACGCCUGCCGGCGGCGUCACCGCAAAUGCGUCGUGCAACCCGGCGCGACGGGCUGCGGCGCCUGCGUCGAGGCGGACUUGGAGUGUCACUUUGAUACCACAUUACGCUUUAAGCAUGCACCCGGCAGCUCGAGGAAAAGUGCCUCUGUCGGCGAUAAGGCCCAGAAGCUGGAGCAGCAGAGAGCCAGACGUAAAAGCGAGGCAAGUCGAGCAGUAGAGGAGACCGGAACCGAAGCCUCCUCGUCACCAGCCACCCAGUCCACUCAGACGGCCGCGAGGAGCGGCAGCAUCGGAUCUCACGCGUCGCCGCACGGUUCAGCGUCAUUCGAGAGCCAGCAGCUUACUUUUGCCUUCUCACCUCCUGCGCGAUCGAGGCUUGGCGAGGCGCCUGCCCAGAGGUUCACCGGCCACGGGUCGCACGGUGAUGGGAACGCACCCAUCGGGUUCAUGUUGAACAGGGGCCCGCCGGCUGAGCCUCCACACCGAUCAAGCUUUGCUUCUAGCCCGGGCUAUCUAGAUUCCAUCCGCGAUGGCCUGGCUUCCGAGUCUGGGGGAUGGAAUCCUGGAGAGGUCCAGCCCCAGCUUCAGAUAUCGUAUCUCUUAGGGGACUCUCCGUCGACUCAGGGCGGAUCAGCGCCGCGAGAGCGGACUGAGAGUCUCAUAUCAGAUGCCGAGGUGCGACCACAGCCCACGGAUCCCGAACACUGCGGCUUUACCGGACGUCAGGCGUAUCUGUUCCGCACAUACAUUAUGAGAAUAGCUCCUUCGAUUGAUGCAUGUCACGAUGCCCGCCCGUUCACCCUCGACGUCCCUCGCCUAGCUCUCAGCACACCGAUCCUCCUGAACGGCAUUUUCGCCCUCGCGAGCCGGUUUGAUACACAAGCUGACGACAACGCCGAAAAGACUGAUCUCGAGAGCACCUACUACCACAACCGAUGCAUUGAGCUGCUCAUUGAAGCCUUCUCACAACCGCCAGAGACGUGGGACUCUACCCUGUUGACGGCGGUCGUCAUCAUGCGUCUGUAUGAGGAGUACGACAACGAGACGGACUCACACUACCAUCAUCUACGAGGUACCCGAAACCUGCUAAAUCAUGACGCGAUUGCAAGGUUCGUCACGCAAGGCGGGCUUGCUGAGGCGGCAAGCUGGGUGCAUUUAAGGCAGGCACUAUAUGUCUUCUUGGUCCGCCGAACGCCGAUCGAGAUCUGCCUGGAGAACUUUGAGAGGUCUUCCACGUUUAGAAUGAACGAUGACACGGCGCACGCGAAUCGGAUAGUAUACCUGUUCGCGAAGGUGUUGAAGCUCUUCUUCCCCGAUGAUGGCACGGGGUUUCUAGCAAGCAGCAACGCCGCCUGGGAGGAGCUUCAGGGUGAAGUCGAGGCUUGGUAUCGGGACAAGCCGGUGUCAUUUCGCCCGUUGUUCUAUGACCGGCCGGAUCUGGCGAGGGGGAAGCCGUUUCCGGUGUUGUGGAUGAGUGCAUGUCCAGCAACCGUUGGGUUGGGAUACUACUAUGCCUCAAAAGCCAUUUUCAGGUUUCAAGACUACAACAGCUCAAACUCAAUGGUCGGUUUCGAGGGCACGAAGAAGCGGUUGGACAGCGAGGUAAGCCACAUGUGCUGCACGUCUGGCAAGAUCUUCAAGCUGACUUUCGAAAAUCUCCAGCGCGAGAUAACAUUUUACUUGUGUAUACUAAUGGGGUUGGCACUUUCAAACGAGGCUGUGAAUGCGUAUUAUCUCCCAGCGCACAUGUUGUCUCUCUGUAAGCGGACACCUCAUACGACAUCCGCUAGAGAGGGAACACACGAUAAAGUAAGGAAUAUCGUGCAAUGGAAAACGGGGGCGUUGGUCAAGACGUUGAAAGAGCAAUGGGCCGAGCUUGACAGCUUCUAG
Messenger RNA from Colletotrichum gloeosporioides, 1911 nucleotides. RefSeq lists its product as uncharacterized. Bases 1 to 1911 code for a protein of 636 amino acids. The record is from RefSeq and is a predicted model, not a curated record. NCBI's taxonomy places the organism in Eukaryota, Fungi, Ascomycota, Sordariomycetes, Glomerellales, Glomerellaceae. The transcript is spliced from 6 exons. Gene Ontology annotation, cellular component: nucleus. Gene Ontology annotation, molecular function: transcription cis-regulatory region binding; DNA-binding transcription factor activity, RNA polymerase II-specific; zinc ion binding. Gene Ontology annotation, biological process: positive regulation of transcription by RNA polymerase II.